AUAUAUAUAACACAACAGAAAAUAAGCGCCGGAAAGGGUAAAUCAUCAAAGCAGACAUUUCCCUUUGCUUCGUGGAGGCCAGGAACAUCACUAACCUUAAACCCUUCUUACAUCGUAACACGAUGGCUAGGGUGUUAUUAUCAAACAUGCUAUUUAACGGAUUCAGGUCAAUGGAGUAUACAACUGCAUCGGCAUCUAGAUCGUUCUUGCGACAUGGUAUGCGAUUUUCGACUAGUGUGCCGAAUGAUCCUGAUACACAUGAUGAUUUCAAGCCCACAAAUAAGCUUGAGAAUUCUGAAAUCACUCUGAAGGACAUUGUUGAGCAGGAUGUUAAAGACAACCUUGUGAUGAUUUACAUGAAAGGCGAUCCAGAACAACCGCGCUGUGGGUUCAGUUCGUUAGCAGUCAGAGUAUUGAGUGAAUAUAGAGUCCCUAUACAUUCCAGAAACAUAUUGGAAGAUCCAGAGCUUAAGAAUGCCGUAAAAGCUUUCAGGUAUCAUUCAUGUGGCCGACAUUUCCUCAAAUAUUCAUCAACGGAGAAUUCAUUGGAGGAUCAGACAUUAUUCUCAAUAUGCAUCAGAAUGGUGAACUAAAGGAGAAGCUAAAGGCGAGGUCAUCAGAGUAGACAAGUCUCGUUUGCAUCUCGUGUCGCCAAAUUAUAUUAGAUUUGGGACGCUUAAGUUUCGAGCCAGUAUACGUUAUAAACAGUUUUUAAAGCAUUCUUUUUACCGUGAGUGUUGUUCAAAUAAUGUUGAUGUUACAAUCUACUUUUACUGAACAAGUUGUGGUCGUUUGCUAUAUACUUCUUUACAAACUGCAUGACAAAAAAGUAGACGUAAAAAAUGGCCUUGAUUUU
Molecule: messenger RNA, 856 nt
Organism: Helianthus annuus (common sunflower)
Lineage: Eukaryota; Viridiplantae; Streptophyta; Magnoliopsida; Asterales; Asteraceae
Product: monothiol glutaredoxin-S15, mitochondrial
Exons: 7
Coding region: 123-593 (156 amino acids)
Source: RefSeq, a predicted model, not a curated record